AUGGAUUACACUAUUGAUGUGUUCAACCACUUCAGGUUUCGGAUUUCCCGGUUUCGGACACAACAGUCCGCCCGUAUUUGACUUCAAACGUGAAUGGCUUAUACCCGAAAAUGAACCCGUCGGCAGCCGUGUAAUAACAGUGCGAACAAGAGAUGAGGACAGGGACUCAAUCGACUACAGUAUAGAUAAGGCCAUGUUUUUGGACGGAUCCAAUUAUUUCACUAUCAAUCCGAAGAAUGGCGACGUUUUUCUCAAAGAGUCUUUGUUGGGACAGGCUGGAAAUGAUUUCUAUCUAUUUAUCACUGCCAACGAUGGACAUCAAACAGCCAAAAUUGAAGUAUUUGUUCGGGUAUUGGAUGCCGACAAAAACGGUAGCGACUUAUUGUUGGCCAAUAUGACCUCAACCAACAACAACAACAAUGCUGCUGCCGUACCCGUGCGCCGGCCAUUUCCGCCAUUCAUUAGCGCACAGCUACCGCCUCAGAGACCAAAAGAUACCGCAUUUAUCACUCCCGCGACACGUAAGCCCACCGCCAGUCCUACCGCAGCUGAAAAGAGACUACUAUCAGCGAAACCUGUUGCAAACUCCACGGCCACCGGUACCCUUACCGCUGGACAAACAGUUUCAACAGCUACCAAGCCAUCAUCAGCAUCACGCCCACCGUCGGCGGCGGCCAAUCAAUCGAUACCAGCUAUUCAAACGAAUGUACCGCCAAAGCCAGUCGUCGUGGACACAAUCGACGACAAUAAUCCCAGAGGAUCAGCCAAUCGGACUGGCGAUGGACUUGAUAUGAUAACCGCAUUCCUGCCACUGUUGGCUGCCGUAUGUUUUGCACCGAUAGCCGGUCUAGUCUUCUGGAUUUUGCACCACCGAUGCCACAAAUCGUCGAACAGGAAUCUAAUGAAAUCGAUAUCGCAAAAGAUUGCCACCAUCGAGAAGGGUACUACCGGGUCAGGUUCAGGCACUAGUAGCGAAACUAGUAUCAGCUCCGGUAUGUCGGCCGAACUUGACUACAAUGGUGCACUGUUUCAGCAGAUUCGGGCCAAAAAAUCGCUGCAAAACAAUCGCAGCGCCGAAUCCAAUAGAUAUACAUCAACGUUGAACAUACCGUUGACCGAGGAUAACCAUCAUCAUCGUAUUCAACUGGAGUUUCCCAGACAUCAUCUACACUUUCUGAGCAUACUGGGCGAAGGCUGUUUCGGUCAGGUAUGGAAGUGCGAGGCCUACAAUAUAUUUGAUAACGAAAAAAAGGAUAUUGUGGCCGUGAAAACAUUGAAAGAAAAUGCAUCGGAAAAAGAAAGGUCAGACCUGUUAACCGAAUUGCAGAUCAUGAAGAUGUUGGACAUACAUCCGAAUGUAGUGACAAUGUUGGGCAGCUGUACGGAAAGGGAUCCCGUAUUCUUGAUCAUGGAGUACGUACCCUAUGGUACACUUCAGUCAUAUUUGCGCGAUAGUCGCGAACGACAGUCCGACCGAUUCUACGGUAAUCUUCACGGCAGUAGUAGCCGAUUGUCGGCCAGAGAUUUGACAUCGUUUGCCUAUCAAGUGGCCAAAGCCAUGGAAUACCUGUCCUCUAAAGGGAUAAUUCACAGAGACUUAGCCGCCAGAAACGUAUUGGUCGGCACUAAUAAUACCGUCAAAGUGGCCGACUUUGGUUUCGCCAGAGAUAUUAUUGCCAAUCAUGUCUACGAACGCAAAUCGGAGGGUCGACUACCUAUUCGCUGGAUGGCCAUUGAGUCCUUAAUUGACUCGAUAUUUACCACCAAAAGUGAUGUCUGGAGUUUCGGUGUCCUAAUGUGGGAAAUUGUAACACUGGGCGGAACACCCUAUCCGGGUCUCGGGGCACCCGAUGUUAUCAAAUACGUACGCGACGGCCAACGGCUACCUAAACCGGAACAUUGUAAACGUGAAAUGUAUAAUAUUAUGUACUACUGUUGGGACGGCGAUGCGGACAAGAGGCCCGCUUUCGACCAAUUGGUCGACUAUCUCGACAAACUGUUGGUCAGCGAAAACGAUUACAUCGAGUUGGACAGGUUUCCCGAUCAUUGCUACUAUAAUACUAUUCCCGAUCUGGCCGGAGAAAAAUUGUGA
Messenger RNA from Oppia nitens, 2092 nucleotides. RefSeq names its product tyrosine kinase receptor Cad96Ca-like. The transcript has 8 exons. Lineage: Eukaryota; Metazoa; Arthropoda; Arachnida; Sarcoptiformes; Oppiidae. Gene Ontology annotation, biological process: multicellular organism development; positive regulation of kinase activity; protein phosphorylation. Gene Ontology annotation, cellular component: membrane; signaling receptor complex. The record is from RefSeq and is a predicted model, not a curated record. Gene Ontology annotation, molecular function: calcium ion binding; transmembrane receptor protein tyrosine kinase activity; ATP binding. Bases 17 to 2092 code for a protein of 691 amino acids.